Molecule: messenger RNA, 1326 nt
Organism: Python bivittatus (Burmese python)
Lineage: Eukaryota; Metazoa; Chordata; Lepidosauria; Squamata; Pythonidae
Source: RefSeq, a predicted model, not a curated record
AUGAUGUAUGGAAGUGAAGCAGCUGAACUGAUGGAAAAGGCAGAUAAGGUAUACAAAGUGAUCAUGGGGAGUACAGUCAUUGCAGUGAUCUUGAAUGCUGAAAAUACAGGAAUGGUGGCUUUGAGAGUAAUGAUCUAUGUUUUAGAUUCUGAUGAUAUUCCUAAGGAGAGAAAAGCCAAACUCCACCAUUUUGUGCAGCAGGUCUCCUUCAACAACAGCGCUGGGGAUGAGGUUUCUUUUGGCCCCAAUGGGGAAAUAGGAACUGGAUUUGACAUUUUCAGUUGGAUCACGUUCCCAAACCAGACCUUUCUGAGAGUCCAAGUUGGAAAAAUUGAUCCCAUGGCGCCCGCAAACAACCUUCUAACCAUUUCGGACAAGGAUGCUGCUUGGCCCCACAUAUUUAACCAGGUUUUUUUUUUCCCCACCGUAGACCUAGAUGACUGUUUCCCAUGUCCAGAGGAUCAAUAUCCAAACAAGGAUCAGGAGAGUUGCCUUCCAAAAAGUAUAACUUACCUGUCUUUCCAAGAGCCUUUGGGCAUUUCCUUGAUAAUGAUCGCAGUCUCCUUUUCUGUCACCUCAGCUGUGGUGCUGGGGAUCUUCAUUAAACACCAGGACACUCCUAUUGUCAAAGCCAACAACAGGAACCUCACCUACAUUCUUCUCAUUGCUCUCCUCCUCUCCUUCCUUUGCACUUUGCUCUUCAUUGGGCAACCUGACCAAGUGAAAUGCCUCUUGCGACAAAUGGCUUUUGGCAUCAUCUUCUCAGUCGCCCUUUCGAGUAUUCUUGGUAAAACAAUCAUAGUUGUUCUAGCUUUCAUGGCCACCAAGCCCGGCUCAAAAAUGAGGAAGUGGGUGGGGAAAAGGCUGGCCAACACAAUUGUCCUAUCUUGCUUAAUGGCUCAAUUCACUAUUUGUGUAGUGUGGCUGGCACUUUCUCCCCCAUUCCCAGGUUCUGACAUGCAUUCAGUGGAUGAAGAAAUUGUUCUGGAAUGUAAUGAAGGUUCAACUACAAUGUUUUACAGCGUCCUUGGCUUUAUGGGGUUCUUGACCACUAUGAGCUUCACGGUGGCCUUCCUAGCCAGGAAGUUACCUGACAGCUUCAACGAAGCCAAAUUUAUCACCUUCAGUAUGUUGGUCUUCUGUAGUGUCUGGAUAUCAUUUGUUCCCACCUAUCUGAGCACCAAAGGGAAAUAUAUGGUGGCAGUAGAGAUAUUUUCCAUUCUGGCUUCAGCAGCAGGAUUAUUGGGCUGCAUUUUUUCCCCCAAAUUGUAUAUCAUUAUUCUGAGACCUGAUCUGAAUAAGAAGGAGCAAUUAAUAAAGAAAUGA